Miscanthus lutarioriparius is the source of this 1206-nucleotide messenger RNA. NCBI's taxonomy places the organism in Eukaryota, Viridiplantae, Streptophyta, Magnoliopsida, Poales, Poaceae. The record is from the annotation of a GenBank genome assembly.
AUGGGACAUCCGGCUUGUCUCAUGCCCGGCGUCCUGGCGCAUGAUGGAUCCUCCUCUGACACCGAGGAUCGGCUCGCGCAUCACGAUUCGCCAAGACCUCUCGCCCUGCUCAAGCGAGCUCUCGCCUCUGACAACCGGCCAUCUCUGCUCUGUGUAGCAGCCAACGGCGCCCGCAGCUCCUUCGGCACCUCCCGUACAGCAGGAACGACGCAUCACGCGGACCCAGUCUGGGGCCAUACCAGUUAUGCGAUUGAUCCAUAUGAACUCUUCAAUGCAUUCUUUGGUGGUUCUGACAAGCUUUUUGGGGAUAGUAUGGGCUCUGGGGGAUUUCAUUGUAGCGCAGAAGCAAAGGGCACUAGGGCACUUAAUAUCAGCUAUAAUCUGCUCCUUUCUUUUGAAGAAUCCAUCCUAGGAGGCAAACGUGAAAUCAAUGUUUUUCGCCAUGAAACAUGUGGCACCUGCCAUGGAACUGGAGCUAAAUGUAGCAAUGACAUUACAGAAUGCACCCAAUGCAGAGGUCAAGGCAGGUUGAUGAAAACUCAAAGGACACCUUUUGGUAUAGUUUCUCAGAUAUCUUCAUGCUUAAAUUGUGAAGGCAGGAGGAAGGUAAUUACUGAACAUUGCACAGAAUGUUAUGGUUCAGGCAGAGUCCAAGUUGAACGCAUUAUCAAAGUAGAUAUACCUGGAGGUAUUGAUGAUGGCUCCACCAUUCGAAUUCAUGGUGGAGGUAAUGUUGAUAAGCAAAGGGGUGCAAGUGGUGACCUGUAUAUAUUUGUUCGCAUUAAUGAAAAACAAGGCAUCCACAGAGAUGGUCUCAAUUUGUACUCAGAUGUUUCAGUUGAUUAUACUGAUGCGAUUUUAGGAACCACAGUGAAGGUUGAAACAAUAGGACCCAAGGAUCUUCACAUUCCUCCUGGAACUCAGCCUGGAGAGAACUUAAAAUUUUCUCAACUGGGAGUUCCAGACAUUAAGAAGCCUAAUGUCAGAGGAGAUCACUACUUCAUGAUAAUGGUGAAGCUCCCGAAGAGUAUCAGUGGCCAGGAACGUUUGCUAGUUGAAGAGCUUGACGCGCUAAAGAAAGCUCAGAAUAUCUCAGUUCCAGGGAUGAUAAAGGCGAUCAGAGAUUUGCUUCAAUCAGUGCUCAACCUAUUAUCCCAGGAUGGAAUUCUGGCCGAGGAACUGAUACUGCUGUUCUCUUGCUGUUAA